GGGACGUGGUGCCGAAAACGUCAUAGGCUUCACCGUUUUUAAAUUCUAUUGGCCAAGAGCGCUCUGCUCGGAUUCCAUUGGUUGAAGAAAAGAAGGAGCCUCUCGCGGUAUCUUGGGACAAUUUCAUUGGCUGAGCUGCUGGGGCCGGGUUUGAAAAUUUCAGUUACAACAGCGGCGUCCUGGCGGUGCAUUAAUAUUUUUUAUUUUUUUAAUCGUAAAGAAGAGGAUUCGGGUUUGUUGCCAUGGCCCCCAAGAGGAAAACCAACAAAAGCCGAAUCAACAAAACGAAAAUGGAAAAGAUGGACGCGUUUAUUCGCGACUUUGACAAUGAAGUUAAAAGCAUUGUUGGUAAACUGAAAGAAAAGACCAAGAGCCUGAUGAAAGAUGCAGAUAACCUCUACAACCUGGCUAUUAUCAAACUCUCCACAGCAGAGCGCCAAAUCAACUGGAUUGAAUACUCAGCUCCAGAGAGAAAACCUGUUGAAGAUAUUACAAAGAACCUGGGGAUUGCAGAUGUAGACAACAUAGUAUCAGAAGUGCAGAUGAUAUCACAGAAGCCACAAGCAAAAGGAAGCAAAAUGAAAGAAGGCAAUGGAGCAAAGACUGAGGAUGAAGAAAAUAGGUUGAAUAACCAGUCAUCCACUAGGAAGGGAAGAAAAUCGACAAAAAGGAACCCUACAACUAGCAAAAAGAACAGAGCUCUUUCGAUCAACAAGCAAAAUACUUCAAUAAGAAAGUCUACAAGGAGACCUCUUAAAACUCCAGCCAGAACGAUAGACUCUUCUAUUCUGGGACCUACACCUCUCAUCACUCCUAAGUUUGACUCAAGACUUCCAAAAACCCCCGCUUUGAGAGGCCCAAGGCACAAAGAGAGGGUGUACAGCAUUUCGGUGAAUGGCAGCCCCAUUGGAGCCGGAAGUAGUGAUAUUAUAAUCAGUGUUCCAUCUGGAAAUGGAGAGAGCAUUCAGCUGUUGGCAAGUCAAAUGGAUUCUGUAGAUCUAAGUCAGUUCAAUGAAGAGGCAUUGAAAAGUAUGAGAUUGCUACAGAAUCGUCUUACAGCUGUACUUGAGAAGUAACCUAAAAAGUAACCAUUGCUUAAUUCUUGUAUAUUUUCACCAUCUACCGCUUAUUAAUAUUUUUAUGUAUUCAAUUUCCUUUUAGAAUUUACCUGUGUAACGUCUAGCAUUGUUAAACAUUUUGUAUUUUAGAAAGCUGAACAUAUCAUGAAAAUAUCUAAUGAAACUCUAGUGUACAAAAGUUAUAGACUUUAGAAUUGUAUAAAUCACAUGACUAACAGUAGGUUUGGAAUAUUUUCUGAAUUGUUCAUUGUGUGUCAAGUCUUUGAUGGUUAUUAUACUGUGUGAACCUAAGCUGUGUGAUGGUAAUGUUUCAGCUGUUUUGUUUUUAAGUAGUUUUUAAAUAGCAAAGCUGUUUAACUGCAUUUAUGGGAUAUUAAAUACUGUACAUAUUUUUUCUAGUUCAGUUCUGAAUGUAAACAUCCAGUUAGUUUAUCUAUAAUAAACUCAUUACAGCCUCUUCCAUUUUUAAACUAACUUGUGAUUUUUUUUCAUUUGCACCUGUGAAAGUAAUUUUGAGCCAUUUUCGACAUUUAUAGAUGGAUUGGAAUAACAAGUUAUACUUGAACCCAGUUGGAUUACAGAAUUGAGUCAUAGUGUGAAAUGUUUCAUUAAUAGUAAUGACACACUGACUUUAUAUUUAAUGAAAGUAAAUUUGUGUUUAGAAAGCCUUUUGAUUUCAAAUCACUCUAAUAAAAUCUGAUUAAUGAAGAAUGUAAA
Messenger RNA from Lepisosteus oculatus (spotted gar), 1796 nucleotides. RefSeq names its product cell division cycle associated 8 (gene cdca8). Gene Ontology annotation, biological process: mitotic sister chromatid segregation. Lineage: Eukaryota; Metazoa; Chordata; Actinopteri; Semionotiformes; Lepisosteidae. The record is from RefSeq and is a predicted model, not a curated record. Gene Ontology annotation, cellular component: chromosome passenger complex; spindle midzone; chromosome, centromeric region.